GCAGAAUUUGAGCAGCAAAUCAAGUGAAGCCGGCUCUAGCGCUGAUUUUCAAAUCAAUUUAAAUGAGUUUCUUGAAUUUUUAAAACUCUCUUGCCAUGUCAAUGAUAUGAUUACAAAAGCUGAUAUGGUUAAACAACACAGGGAGCCGAUUCCGCCCAUGGAGGGAGGUGCUGGCGCACUUAAACGAAAUUCUAAAAAAGACAGCGAAUUCGAUUUUGAUAGUUUGGCUGAAAAUCAUUUAGUGAACGAGUUGCUGGGACUAAACCGUCAACAUCGUCAAAAAGGAGCCAACAGCAACGAUGAGAGUCGCACCACUCUGAUGCCAGAUGCGAAAUCAUCGCGCAUCUCUCACAUCCAUGGCGGUGGUGGAGGUGGACGUGAGAGACCCUACACAGGUCUACACCCAAAGCUCUACGAAAAACUGGAUUAUGUAAUCAAUGAGGGUGUGCUGGACUCUGUUUUGUCCUUCAUAUGUCCGGUGCCGGUGCCAGUGGCGCAAACUUUGGCGGCAACUUCUCGUGCCAAACCGAAGCAAUCGAUAUCACCCGCGGUCCCAAGAUCCACAACAGAGACGUCUUAUUUGCAAGCACCUGUACCCACAAGUACGCCAACAAGCUCACCAACGGCCCUCCCUGGAGCAGCUCAGAUGCCUGGUCCCCCGACGUCGCAGGUCGAUCAAACAGUCUUUUCUAUGAGCUCCGAGGCGAACAGCGUGGUGCGGGCUAUGGUCAAGGAGCAGAGCAACAAGUCUUUACCUCCAAGCAGCACAACAACAACGAUGCGUCGCAAAUCUCUGCUGCUGGUCAAGGACAGCAAACAUGCCCGUCAGGAGCGAAAGGAGCCCGAUGUGGUCAUCCAUGUCUGCGACGAGGUCAAGAAUACCUCACGCGACUUCACGUGUCCCCAGAGCCUGUUGGUCAGCAAAAUGGGUUACUUUGCGGAUGUAACCGCCGGUCAACGGCUGGACGAGAUGGACAUUUCGGUGCAUUGCGACAUACAGAUAUUUGAUUGGCUCAUGAAGUGGAUCAAGCACAGUGCCCAGAGCCAUGAAUUAUCCGCACCACCCAGCCAGAGUGCAUCGAGUUCGUCGGGUCCCCAGCUCGAUGGCAAUAAUGUGGUGCCGAUUCUGGUCUCGGCCAGCUUUUUGCAAAUGGAGCCGCUGCUGCUCGAGUGUCUCGCCUUCUGUCACGCCCACCUGAGCGAGGUGGUGCGCACCUCCACGAAUCUGUCGUGUCUUAACGAUGCGCUGGUCACGCGCCUGGCCGCCAUGUUUACGAAUCUGGAAUUGGAAAUGGUGCGCGACAAGAAGGAGCGCGUUACGCCGCGACUCUGGACCAAGCUCAUACAGAGUCUGUGCGAACCGGAUCCGGAAGCACUGCGUGGCCAUUUCUAUAGUAUAUCGGGGCUGUUUCGGUGCGCCCGCUGCUUUAAUUGCGUCACCAACACCAUGAAAUCGUACGUGAACUGUUUGGUAAAUCACAUUCGACUAAAUCGCUGGGGCCAGCUUGUGAGCCAUCAUGUGCGCGACACCAGUUGGGAUCUCAACAUUUAUAUUCUGCAACAGUUUAAGGAAUUGAAGUCCUGGCGCAAGGUAUACUGGAAGCUGUGGGGCCACUGCCAUUAUCUCUACUGUUGUAUUUGCGAGAUGCAUUUUCCGGUCUAUCAAAUGAAUUGGUGUCGCUACCAUCCGGAGCCGCCCAAUUAUCUGGGACCUGUGGCCGAGGGUCGCAUUGCGGGUCCAGCCGGACGCUAUGCCUGUUGCGGCCAGCAAGCCUUUCGCUUCGAAACCCUGCCCGGCCCUAAUGGCUGUCAGUUUCGAGAGCACAGCGUGCUGGUCGAGACGGAUCGCGAACGUGCUAUUCUGGCCAUUGCCCAGUUGGUGGCGGAGAACUAUGCCAUGUGUGAGAUGCCACCGUUGCGCACCCAGGAGCUAGCUGCCUCUGGAGAACCCAAUUGGAUGGACAUUUCUUUGACGCCGCAACGCUGCCGGCAAGGUCUGCUGCCACAGCUCUGCAUGGAUGUCAAUCUUCUCUCCAUUUCAGUGACCAAUCAUCGUGUGAGUCGAGUGCGCGCCUUCCACAACUCCAGGCAUAAGAUCGACACCAGCAGCGACUCCGACACAACAUCCACCAGCGAAGACGAUGUCCGUUUCCUGCGCUCGAAAGCCCGCAACGCCAUGCAGCAAGCAGCAGAUGAUGAGGACGUGUCCUCCAGCAGUGAUGGCUGCGAAUCAGAGCAUCGACCGCCCCCGAAGAAAUCGCGCGGCAAAAAGAUUCGCAAACGGCCCGCCGAGGUGUCGGGUCGGUACUGGUCCGGCGAGUUGUCAGCUCGCAGCAAUCAGGAUCAUCAGCGGGACUUCGAGGAGAAGAUCAUGAAGCAGGUGGUCAGCUAUGUUACCAAGAAGACGGGCUCGGAUCAAUCGCUGAUCCAAAACUCACAGCCUAUCGGUGGCACCUAUGUGCGACUUGAGGCCGAGUGGAAGGAGAUGCUCAAGCAACGCCACAACAACCACAACAUCUCCAAUAGUGGGGGCUUCAGUAGCAACCAAGUCACGUAUUCAGGCCUGGGCACAACUGGUGUCUGUGGCAGCAACCUAUUAAGCUCCGGUGCUUCGAUGCUGGUCAAGCAGAAGCACAAAUAGGCGGCACCAACACAUAGAUUUUAGAGAAUUUUCACCAAGUAGCAACAAAUUUCUAGUCAAAUCUUUUAGCGCUAAUCUAUUAUGUAGAUCAAAAUGUUGUGCAUAAAAAAAGUUAUGUAGUCGCAGCUCAAAACAUUUCACCAAAGAAUUCCAAUAAAUUGUAUGCGAAGCUAAGGUCGUUGGUUUAAAAAAACAA
Messenger RNA from Scaptodrosophila lebanonensis, 2837 nucleotides. RefSeq lists its product as uncharacterized. The record is from RefSeq and is a predicted model, not a curated record. The coding region runs from base 107 to 2641 and encodes 844 amino acids. NCBI's taxonomy places the organism in Eukaryota, Metazoa, Arthropoda, Insecta, Diptera, Drosophilidae. The transcript has 5 exons.